Selaginella moellendorffii is the source of this 1993-nucleotide messenger RNA. Its product is annotated as flavonoid 3'-monooxygenase. The record is from RefSeq and is a predicted model, not a curated record. Gene Ontology annotation, molecular function: iron ion binding; monooxygenase activity; heme binding. NCBI's taxonomy places the organism in Eukaryota, Viridiplantae, Streptophyta, Lycopodiopsida, Selaginellales, Selaginellaceae. The transcript is spliced from 2 exons. The coding region runs from base 189 to 1730 and encodes 513 amino acids.
CACACAAGGCCGGCUAUUUCUCCUCACUGGAGCCAGGUAAGUAGAACGUCUAUUUCACACAAUACACAAGAACACAUGUCACACAAGGACGGCUAUUUCUUUUGCUAAGGUAGGAGAAUUUCUUCCUUCUUAAGCUCAGCACCUCUCUCUGCUCUGUUUGGUGCUCCUUCCAGCAAAGAAUAGAAAGAAUGGAGCUUCUGUCCAGCAUUCCAGCUUUCCUACAAGAAAACUGCUACUCGUUGUUGCUUGUAUUGCUGCUUGUGAUUGUCACUUCAAGAUGGUUCUUCAGAAAGCCCAGCGAUCUCCCCCCUGGACCAUUUAGCCUGCCUGUGAUUGGUUGUCUUCACUUGAUUGGCCCUCUUCCUCAUGUGUCUCUUCACGAGCUGUCUAGAAAGUACGGUGGCAUUAUGCAUCUCAAAUUUGGUACAGUACCGUUCGUAGUUGUGAGCUCUGAAGAAGCAGCAAAGGAGCUGUACAAGUAUCGUGGCCUUGAGUUUGCUUCUAAAGUUCCUACUAUAGCUGGCAGGCAUUUUGGCAAUGAUUUCAAUGGGAUUGUUUAUGCGGAGUACACUCCACAGCUGAAACUGUACAGGAAGAUCGUCAACACUCAUCUGCUCUCGGCAACCAGGCUCAAAGUCUACGACAAGAUCCGCAGGGAAGAACAAUGCAGUCUAGCGCGUUCGAUUGUGUCUGCAGAAGGCACACCGAUCAAGCUCAGAGACAAGUUCCACAACCUGAACGUGAACAUCAUCACUUACAUGCUCUUCGGAGAGCGUUUCUACGGGGCGCAUGCCAGGAACACAGCAGCACUUGACGCUUUUGCGGAUGCAGUUAUAGAAAGCUUAAGAUUGUCAGGGGUAUUCAACAUCAGUGAUUUCAUCCCAGCAAUCAAAUGGCUGGACGUUCAACGCUUGGAGAAACGGUACAAGCAGCUGAUAGCUAAGGUGAACGACUACUUGCUUUCUGUCCUGCAAGAUCAUAGAAGGAACCCUCGAAAGUAUAGGAGAGAUGAGCCUGUUCCGUUCAUUGACGUCCUCCUUUCUCUGGAUUCAACUGAAGAAGAAGUUUCAGAUAUUACCAAGCUCUCCCUUCUCUUCGAUAUGUUGCUUGGUGCAGUGGAUACUUCGGCACUCUCACUGGAAUGGGCCAUCACAGAGCUCCUUCGUCACCCAUCCGUCAUGGAAAAGGCCCGCAAAGAUAUAGAUUCUGUGGUUGGAAGCAACAGAUUGGUGGAAGAUUCAGACUUGGAUCAGCUACCAUUCAUCGCUGCAAUCGCCAAAGAAACAUUGAGGCUGCACCAGCUAGCACCACUGGCUCUUCCCAAGGUAGUCCAAGGAGGUCCUUCAAAACUUGGUGGCUACACCAUUCCUAACGGUACCUGCGCCUUUGUCAACUUCCAUUCGCUCGGCAUCGAUCCUGCACACUGGAAAGAUCCAAUGAAGUACCGGCCCGAGCGAUUUCUAGAGGCCGACAUCGACGUGUUCGGACAAGAUUACAACUUGCUGCCAUUUGGAUCUGGAAGGCGAAUGUGCCCUGGAGCUAAACUUGGAUUUGACACGCUGCAGAUUGGCAUUGCUACACUGGUUCAGGGAUUCGAGUGGAAAUUGGCGAAGGGACAAGAUCCAGCUGAGAUCAACAUGGACGAGACUUAUGGCUUGGUUUGUCACAAAACGCAGCCGCUCAUUGCUGUUCCGAAAGCACGGCUUGAAAGAAGCGUCUAUAGUAGCUAAGAGCAAUUGCAGAGUACCUUCACGGUAAACCUUCUCCAACCGGCCCCCUCCCGCUUAAACUCAAGAUCGCCUUAGAAGAGCUUUAGAUUCUAGAGAUUGGAGGGCUUGAAAACGUUGAAAUUGCUGAGAGAUGUUGAGAAGAUUGUUUCCAGUAGCUAUGGAUGCCAGUGAACUUCUUUUAAGUUGCUUUGUCCCUGAAGAAAAGAGAUAGAUUUACUUCUCUUUGGAAUAUUAAAAAAUUAAUCUAAAAACUUUUAUCAAGC